AGCACAGUUUCAUCGGACAAAGUCGGGCAGCUUCUUGCAGGAAAACGCAGGCAGGAGAUGAAAUGCGAUCCAACAAUCAGUCCCCAGCUGUUAUUGCGGGGUUUAAGCGCGCUGGCAGGGUGAUUACUGUCAGUACGCGCGCCUUUUCUCGGGCACAAUAAACACGAUGUGUCAAAGGAUGAAACUGCCUCCCCUCCCACUCUGGUUGUAGACAUGCUGGAUAAAACCAGUGACAAAGGCCAACAGACUGGGCGUUGCUCAGAUUGUGGAUGCACUUUCACCCUGCCACAGCCUGACUCUGCCCCUGAUUCUGCCAACACUUCAGCCUCUCCUAAACAGCAGCGUGUGCACAAAGCGGACAGCCCUUCCAAGUGUCCAUCCUGCCAGGCAGGCAGCAGCCUCCCCAAUGGCCGACGUCCACACCGGCGCAUCCGUCUGGACCCUCACAGCUGCAGUCUGUGCACCAAAACCUUCAUCUCCUCCGCCCACCUGACCCUUCACCUGGCCUCUCACAACAAGGAGAGGAAGUUCAGAUGUAGCACCUGCGGCAAGUACUUCCAUCAGUCGUCCCACCUGAUGGCACACAAGAUAAUCCACAGCGGGGACAGGCCAUUUAAAUGCCCAGAGUGUGGCAAGACCUUCGGCCGCGCCUCGCACCUGAAGACCCACCGUAGGCUCCACACAGGCGAGAAGCCCUUCAAGUGCACCUACUGCGACAAGUCCUUCACCCAGAAGGCCGGUCUCCUGGCACACGUUCGCCUACACACAGGGGAGCGUCCAUACAAGUGUGAGCACUGCGGAGAGGGUUUUCGCUCUUUGUCCCUCCUGCUCUCUCACAAAGCUCAAGAGUCUGGGCAGGCCAAACCAGCGCCGGCACCAGCACCAGCACCCAACCAGCCCCAGACGACACAAAGUAGCUCAGAGGAUCUCAAGUGUGGCGUCUGCUGCCGCACCUUUGUGCGAUCGUCAUACAUCAGGCUGCACAUACGCCUCAACAAAGGACAGCGGCCGUAUCACUGCAAAGUGUGCAACAAGACCUUUGUCAAGCUGGAUACGUUUGUGAACCACUGCGAUAAACACUUGAGGCAGAAAAAGGAUAAAAGCAAGGAGGUUGAAGACAAAGUGGUUAAGCCUCCCUUGUUUGUCCCACUCUCCAGGCCUCCUUCUCCUGAGUCCACUCAGACUUUAUCCUCAGAGGUCAACACGCGCUCCAGAGCAAAAGCAAAGACUAAAACAGAGCCAUGACCAAAAGAGCGUCCACUCACAAAAAAAUGGUCUUUAAUUAAGAGAUCGUAGUUGUUCUGCCACAGCACAUAAUAACUAAGGCAGGACAGUAGUAGUAGCAAAAUAAAUGCUACCAACAGAAUAAAUCAAAAGUUACAUGUUUACAAAAAAUCAGAAAAAGGGACAAAAAGCAAAUUUGUAGAUGAAUGACUCCAUUAUGUCGUUUAUAUCAACAUGAGUUUACUAAUUGUACAGUUAUUUAAUUUUAUUGUGAACAAUCAUCUUUGUAAGUUCUACAAUGUUGUUUUUGAGGCAUAUUUUAGCUAACAAGUCUAAUUAAUAUUUGUAGCUAACAUUUCAGUGGCGUACAUUAUUCACUUUAAUCUUUGAAUAUAGAAAAAAAGUACAAUAUCUCUAACCAUUAUCAUUCAUAGUUAAUCUGUUUUAUUAAAUCAUACAAACCUACUGGCGUGUAGCCCUUGUACCAAGUACAAACAAUGUAAAUGGAAUGCCUAUUGUAAAACAAUACGCACACAGAGUCAAAAUAAACAUAAAAGCAUAGUGUCAAACAUUUCUUUGUUUAUAAA
Morone saxatilis (striped sea-bass) is the source of this 1811-nucleotide messenger RNA. Its product is annotated as oocyte zinc finger protein XlCOF6.1. Gene Ontology annotation, cellular component: nucleus. NCBI's taxonomy places the organism in Eukaryota, Metazoa, Chordata, Actinopteri, Moronidae. The transcript is spliced from 2 exons. Gene Ontology annotation, molecular function: DNA-binding transcription factor activity, RNA polymerase II-specific; RNA polymerase II transcription regulatory region sequence-specific DNA binding. The record is from RefSeq and is a predicted model, not a curated record. Gene Ontology annotation, biological process: regulation of transcription by RNA polymerase II. The coding region runs from base 214 to 1245 and encodes 343 amino acids.